Euleptes europaea (tarantolino) is the source of this 2251-nucleotide messenger RNA. RefSeq names its product protein O-mannosyltransferase 2 (gene POMT2). The transcript is spliced from 21 exons. Bases 19 to 2211 code for a protein of 730 amino acids. NCBI's taxonomy places the organism in Eukaryota, Metazoa, Chordata, Lepidosauria, Squamata, Sphaerodactylidae. Gene Ontology annotation, molecular function: mannosyltransferase activity. The record is from RefSeq and is a predicted model, not a curated record. Gene Ontology annotation, biological process: protein O-linked glycosylation. Gene Ontology annotation, cellular component: membrane.
CCUCCUGUCGGGGCGCGAAUGCCGCUGGCGGCGAAGGAACUCUGCCCGGCCGCGCUGGGCCUGCGGCCACGGAGAACUGCCCGGCUGGCGAGCAGUGCUGCGCCGGCUCCCUCCGCGGCCCGCAGUUCCGGGUGGCUCUGGGCCGCGCUGGGCCUGGUCACUUCCCUCAGUUUCGCCACCCGCUUCUAUCGCCUGCAGGAGCCGCCGCACGUCUGUUGGGAUGAAACACAUUUUGGAAAGAUGGGAAGUUAUUACAUUAAUCGGACCUUUUUCUUUGAUGUCCAUCCACCUCUGGGGAAGAUGCUAAUAGGACUGGCUGGCUACCUGAGUGGUUACAAUGGGACAUUUCCUUUCCAGAAGCCAGGGGACAAAUAUGAAGAACACAACUAUAUAGGAAUGAGAGGGUUCUGUGCAUUCCUUGGUUCGUGCCUGAUUCCCUUUUCUUACCUCACGGUGCUGGAGCUGUCCAAAUCUCUGCCUGCAGCAAUGCUCACAGCUGCCAUUCUGAUUUUUGACACAGGGUGCAUUACUCUUUCACAGUACAUUCUGCUUGAUCCCAUUCUGAUGUUCUUCCUCAUGGGAGCUGUAUUUGGUAUGGUCAAGUAUAAUUCCUGUUCAAACAGGCCCUUUUCUGCCCCCUGGUGGUUCUGGCUGUGCUUGACCGGGAUAAACCUUGCAGGUACAAUGGGGGUGAAAUUUGUUGGCCUUUUUGUAGUCCUCCUGGUUGGAUUGAACACAAUAUGUGACCUUUGGGAGCUGCUAGGUGACCUCAGUCUCUCACUGGUCACUCUGGGGAAGCACUUCUUGGCUCGGGUCCUCUGCCUCAUUAUGCUGCCUCUUGCCCUCUACACGGCUCAGUUUGCAGUUCAUUUUGCAGUGUUAAACAGAAGUGGGCCCGGUGAUGGCUUUUUCAGCUCUGGAUUUCAGUCCCGGCUGAUUGGGAACAACCUUCAUAAUGUCUCUGUUCCGGAGUACCUGGCCUAUGGCUCUGUGGUAACAAUGAAGAACCUUCGUAUGGCAGGCGGAUACCUUCACUCCCACUGGCACCUGUAUCCCGAGGGAGUGGGAGCAAGACAGCAGCAGGUCACUGCAUAUUUACACAAAGACUUGAAUAAUUUAUGGAUUAUAAAGAAAUACAACUUGAACACAGAUCAUUCAGACCCGUCUUUCCCUGUGGAGUUUGUGAAGCAUGGAGAUAUUAUCCGUCUGGAACACAAAGAGACUUCUAGAAACUUGCACAGUCACCAGCAUGAGGCCCCGUUGACGAGAAAGCACCUUCAGGUCACUGGGUACGGCAUAAAUGGGACUGGAGAUUCCAAUGAUUUCUGGCGAAUUGAGGUUGUGGGAAGAAAGGCAGGGAAACAUAUCAAAGUCCUACGUAGUCAAAUCCGAUUGAUUCAUCUGGCUACAGGCUGUAUCUUGGGUUCAACUGGAAAGACACUGCCAAAAUGGGGCUGGGAGCAGGUGGAAGUCACUUGUACGCCAUACCAGAAGGAGUCUCCCAAUUCCCUCUGGAAUGUUGAAGACCACAUCAAUCCCAGGUUGCGCAACAUCAGUCUGGAUGUUCUGAAACCCUCCUUUCCAGAGAUUCUGGUGGAGUCUCAUAUGGUUAUGAUCCGAGGAAAUAGUGGCCUCAAACCAAAGGAGAAUGAAGUAACAUCCAAGCCCUGGCACUGGCCCAUCAAUUACCAGGGCUUGCGUUUUUCAGGAGUGAAUGAGACCGAUUAUAGGGUUUAUUUGCUAGGAAACCCGGUGAUCUGGUGGCUGAAUCUGGUCACUAUUGGCUUAUAUCUCAUAAUGGCAACAUUCGUAUCUGUGGCUAUCAAGAGAGGAGCUCACCUGACAGCUGAGCGCAAAGAGCUUUCCCGAGUCCUGUUGCAUGGUGGAGGACUGAUCAUGCUGGGGUGGCUUCUCCAUUAUCUUCCUUUCUUCAUGAUGGGCAGAGUUCUAUAUUUUCAUCAUUACUUCCCUGCCAUGCUCUUCUCUUCCAUGCUGACGGGGAUUACGUGGGAUGUAUUCCUGAAAUUCUGUGCUGGGACCCUGUCAGCCAGCAUCCAAAUUUACAAUUGUGGGAUAGUGCUGUUGAUUUUGCUCACUAUAUACAGCUUCUACCUCUUCCAUCCUCUCUCUUACGGGAUGAUAGGACCUCUGGCUUCUGAUCCCAACAGCCCAAUGGCAGGACUUAGGUGGCUGGAAACGUGGGAGUUCUAGAUCAAGCCUGCAACAAAAAAGUAACUGAAGAAGAGUGCUG